Molecule: messenger RNA, 816 nt
Organism: Elgaria multicarinata webbii
Lineage: Eukaryota; Metazoa; Chordata; Lepidosauria; Squamata; Anguidae
Gene: PBDC1
Product: polysaccharide biosynthesis domain containing 1
Exons: 6
Coding region: 16-531 (171 amino acids)
Cellular component (GO): cytoplasm
Source: RefSeq, a predicted model, not a curated record
CACCACCCGGCGAAGAUGGCGGCGCCCGCGCUGGGCGCCCAGGAAGCCGCCGCCGCCGCCCACAUGCUCUCGCUGCCGGCCGAGGCCUUCGGGAACGACCCCAACGUGGAGAUGGUGUGGGCCGUGAAGGCCUAUCAGCACGCCCAGGUCUACUUCAACCUCAUUUCCUCCGUGGACCCGAAGUUCCUGAAACUGACCAAAGCGGAUGACCAGAUCUACUCGGACUUCCGGAAGAGAUUCAGCGACCUUAAAAUCGAUGUGCUCGACUCAGAGGAUAUGAAAUCCGGACCUGCCAAAGAGAAAUGGCGUCCGUUCUGCUUACAGUUUGAUGGGGUGGUUGAGGACUUUAAUUACGGCACUCUCCUGCGGCUGGAUUGCAGCAGAGGCUACACCGAGGAGAACACAGUAUUUGCCACCAGGAUCCAAUUCUUUGCCAUUGAAAUAGCCCGUAACCGAGAGGGCUACAACAGUGUUGUUUAUGACAGUGCCAAGGAAGCCAACUUGGGCACAGAAGUGGUUAGCUCUGGCUAAAGUCUUCUCUCAAGAGACAGGGCAAUAUAUUCAAAAGGAAAAAAAGGACCGUAACUUUACUUCAGCAUCAACUCCAGUUGAGCAACGGACUUUUCCUCUUCCACAGCAAGCAUAAAAGCACAACUGCAGCUGGAAUUGUUUAAGAUGCCCAAAGGAUUGAAAUCAUGGAUAUAAUGGUGAUGUAUUUGUGGGCUCAAGUGUAGCAACCGGUUUUUGUACCUUUUACAGUCUGUAACAUUCUAGAAAUGAACUCAAAUUAUUAAAACUUACAAAUGAAAAUCAGAA